AGGGUUGGAUUUCCCUGUUGGGUUGCAUCAUCGGGGUCGAUAUUUCCUGCUUAUUUGAUGUGUGCCAGGCUGCUUCUUAUGGAGAGACAGUCCAGGUGACCGCAGGUGCAGCGCCAUUCCAAUGCCGGUGCGCGGAAUCAGAUCAUCGGACAGCCUUCUGAGCCUGGCGACGUGCAUGUUCAUGAAUGUAAACAGGAAAUCCUGCAAAGUAGAAGACUGCAAAAGACAUCCCUCGACAUGAUGCUCCCUGGAGAAGGCAUACAUAAGUUGAGUCAACAUCACUGGGAAAACCUAUCUCUGGACCAAACCCUCCAUUCAAAGGACUGUGCAAACACCCCUCGUCUUACCAGACCUACCACAAAAGCGUCCCGGAAGACACCGCAGCCAUGCCCAACACCGCCACCCCGGAAGCCUGGCGCAUCAAGACCGUCGAAUGGAUCCGCUCCUCCACCCCCGAGCAACGCAAACAAUGGAUCCAAGAAGCGGGGUACAACCUCUUCGCCCUCCCCAGCGACCGGGUCUUCAUCGACCUGCUGACCGACAGCGGCACAGGGGCGAUGAGCGACCGCCAAUGGGGCGCGAUCAUGACCGGCGACGAGUCCUACGCCGGCUCGUCGUCCUUCCACCGCCUCCAGCGCACGGUACAGGACCUCUGCGGGCUGGAGCACAUCCUGCCGGUGCACCAGGGCCGCGCCGCGGAGAACGCACUCUUCUCGGUCCUCGUGCACGAGGGCCAGCUCGUCCCGGCCAACGCGCACUUCGACACCACGCGCGCGCACAUCGAAUUCCGCAAGGCCACCGCCGUCGACUGUCUACCGGACGGCGCGUACGAUGUGACCGACCGCGACCAUCCGUUCAAGGGCAACAUGGACCUGGACCGGCUGCGCGAUCUCCUCGAAGACCGCCACCAGGAUAUCCCCUUCGUCCUGAUGACCAUCACCUGCAACACGAACGGCGGCCAGCCCGUCAGCCUGGCCAACCUCACCGCGGUCAAGGAACUCGCCGACCGCUACGGCAAACCCCUCGUCAUCGACGCGGCCCGCUUCGCCGAGAACGCGUGGUUCAUCCAGCAGCGCGAGCCGCAGUAUCACGAUGUGUCCAUCCGGGAAAUCACCCAGAGGGUCUUCGCGCUGGCGGACGCGAUGCUCAUGAGCGCCAAGAAGGACGGCCUGGUCAACAUCGGCGGCUUCCUGGCCACCCGGCGCCGUGAGUGGUGCGACCAGGCGCUGGAGUAUGUCAUUCUGUUCGAGGGGUUCCGCACGUACGGCGGCCUUGCGGGACGGGAUCUCGGUGCGUUGGCCGUUGGGCUGGAUGAGGUUACGUCGCCGGAGUAUCUGCGCUCGCGCAUCGGGCAGGUCCAGCGGUUUGGGCGGCGGUUGGCUGAGGCGGGGAUUCCGAUCCAGUUGCCGGUUGGCGGGCAUGCGAUUCUCGUUGAUGCGGGCAGGUUCCUCCCGCAGGUGCCGCGCGAGGAGUAUGUGGCGCAGACGCUGGCGGUGGAGCUGUAUGUUGAAGGUGGGGUGCGAGGGGUGGAGAUCGGGACGUUGCUGCAGGGCCGUGACCCUGAGACGGGCGAGGAGCGCUUCGCGGAGACGGAGUGGGUGCGGCUGGCGGUGCCGCGGAGGGUGUAUAGCGAUGCGCAGCUGGAGUAUGUGGCGCAGGCGUUGAUUGCGGUGUAUCAUCGGAGGUCGGAGAUUACGCGGGGGUUGCGGAUUGUGGAGGAGAAGCCGGUGUUGAGGCAUUUUACGGUGCGGUUGGAGCGGAGGGCAUAGUGUAGUAGAGAUAUAGAUAGGUAUUGUCCUACAUUGAAGUUAACGUUAUGUUUUGAG
Messenger RNA from Aspergillus japonicus CBS 114.51, 1826 nucleotides. Its product is annotated as tryptophanase. Gene Ontology annotation, molecular function: carbon-carbon lyase activity. Gene Ontology annotation, biological process: aromatic amino acid metabolic process. Bases 387 to 1769 code for a protein of 460 amino acids. Lineage: Eukaryota; Fungi; Ascomycota; Eurotiomycetes; Eurotiales; Aspergillaceae. The transcript has a single exon. The record is from RefSeq and is a predicted model, not a curated record.